AUGGCCUCGCCAACUCAGAAGGCCACCCGAAGACCGCACGCGAAGACUCGGACAGGAUGCCGAGUGUGCAAAUCCAGGAAAGUUAAGUGUGACGAAACGCGACCAUCUUGUCGCAAUUGCAUAAGACGUGGGAUUAAUUGCGAUUUUGACAUAUCAACCCACCUUACGGCCCCUAGUCCUCACGUCGCCAGCAGCAGUACCGGAACUACCCCCACUAGCCAGGUCGCAUCUCCUAUAGAUACUUCCAUUCAUCAACACGCGCCGGCGGGCUGGUUUAGUGCUCUCGACCUCGAGCUUCUCCAUCACUUUACUACUUCAACAUGCUUCACCUUUUCCACCGAACCGAUGCUUCGAAACUUCUGGCGUGUGAACCUACCGCAGAUGGGGUUCUCAUAUGAAUAUGUCCUUCGAGGCCUUCUAGCAGUUGCCGCAUUGCACCUUUCCCGGUUCAAACCACAGCGAAGAGAUAUCCUGAUCGAACAAGCCAUGAUUCAUCACAACGCAUCGACAUCUAGGGUACUAACUGUACUUAAUGACUUUACUUCUCCCCAUUCAGUACCCAUAUUCUUCUUCAGCAUGCUUACGACGUGGUUCGCGUUUGCUAACCCCAGGGAACCGGAUAACCUCCUCUUAAUAACGAACGGAGUCGCGCCCGAAUGGCUUUUUCUUUUCAGAGGCAUGCGUAGCGUAAUAGAACUCAAUUCUGAUGCUAUAAGCUCCAUCGCGGCAUUGGGUUUCAUAUUCGACUCGGGUAGACGGAUGAACGAAGCUUGGGAAAAUACCGCGCCUCCCGAACACGACGGGCUUAAAGAAUUGGAAAACAAUCUCAAGUUAUACGUUAAAGAUACAGAGAAAUUAGGCGAACUUACUCACGGAAUAGAAUCACUGAGGCGGAGCUUCGUCUAUUUCUCCAAUGGUACCUUUACAGAUGAUCAGCGGCUCAGAGCCGCAUUUAUGUGGCUGUUCAAGGUUCGAGAGAAUUUUGUACAGUUGCUAAAGGAACGGGAUAACGAAGCAUUGUGCGUGCUUUCUUUCUUCUGCGUCCUACUUCAACGACUUGACUACAUCUGGUGUAUAGAAGGGUGGGGUAUGCAUUUAAUUAGAAGGAUAUACUCCGUGUUAGAUGAGGGAUAUCGACUAUGGAUUCGAUGGCCGAUCGAGGAGAUCGGCUGGGUCCCAUAG
This is a messenger RNA of Daldinia childiae, 1182 nucleotides long. RefSeq lists its product as uncharacterized. The transcript has 3 exons. Gene Ontology annotation, molecular function: zinc ion binding; DNA-binding transcription activator activity, RNA polymerase II-specific. Bases 1 to 1182 code for a protein of 393 amino acids. Gene Ontology annotation, biological process: regulation of transcription by RNA polymerase II. Lineage: Eukaryota; Fungi; Ascomycota; Sordariomycetes; Xylariales; Hypoxylaceae. The record is from RefSeq and is a predicted model, not a curated record.